AUGGCGCAGGGGACGCUGGAGGUGCUGCUCGUCGGAGCCAAGGGCCUCGAGAACACCGACUACCUGAGUAACAUGGAUCCCUACGCGCUUCUGCAAUGCCGCUCCCAUGAGCAGAAGAGCAGCGUUACAUCUGGCAAAGGAUGUGAACCUGAAUGGAACGAAACCUUUGUGUUCACCGUCUCCGAUGGCGCAACAGAGCUAUUCAUCAAGCUCCUGGACAGUGACGAUGGCACGAAUGACGACUUUGUUGGUGAAGCAACGAUUCCUCUGGAAGCAGUUUAUACAGAAGGAAGCAUCCCUCCAGCUGUUUACAGUGUUGUGAAAGACGAAGAAUACCGCGGAGAAAUCAAAGUUGGUCUCACAUUCACUCCAGAGUUAACUUAUCGCGAUUACAAGAGGCCGUGUGACUGCUGCAUGAUAUCACCUGUCCGCUCUUCCUUUCCCCUGGCCCUGAGGCCUGAACCCUGA
Messenger RNA from Miscanthus lutarioriparius, 468 nucleotides. Lineage: Eukaryota; Viridiplantae; Streptophyta; Magnoliopsida; Poales; Poaceae. The record is from the annotation of a GenBank genome assembly.